This is a messenger RNA of Dendrobium catenatum, 790 nucleotides long. RefSeq lists its product as uncharacterized. NCBI's taxonomy places the organism in Eukaryota, Viridiplantae, Streptophyta, Magnoliopsida, Asparagales, Orchidaceae. The record is from RefSeq and is a predicted model, not a curated record.
UGGUGUCAACUUGUUAACAAGUGGUCAAAGCCGGAGGACCAGGAAAGGGCUGCAAAAAAUUCUGCCAAUGCCAAGAAACAAACUUGUCCUCACACAAUGGGUCGUGUGAGUUCAGUUCGAAGACAGAAGGAAACGUCUAUUACGGACAGAUUACAAUUAUGGAAAAUUAAUAGGAUGCAUAAAGAUGGGACAUGGUCAUCUGAUGACGCUAUGCAGCGAUGGGCGCAAGCAUGCAAUCUUCUUGCCCAAGAAGGGCUUACACCUGAAGAAGGAAAUAUUGAAGCUAAUGAGAGAGUUUUUGCUAUAGUUAUGGGACCAGAACAUUCAGGUAGAGUUCGUACCCAGGGAUUUGGUGUUACGCCUACUAGAUUCUUUCCUCAAAGCAAAAAUGAAGAAGGUAGUGGUAGCGGUAGCAGUUUUGGACAGAUAGCUAGUCUUAGAGAGGAGUUCAUAUCAUUUCGUGAUAAUCAGGCGAGAGAAUUUGCCUCUUUUCGUGAUGAGAUGAGACAGUUUAUGCAAGAAACGCAAAGGAAUCAUCCACCCCAUGGAGGAUCAGAAAUGGGUGGAAAUGACAAUUUAUCUGAUGCCUGACAGUCUGCUGAUGAGCACUGGUAUUAGAUGUGAUGCUUUUGGUGAUGUAGACAUUUUAUGUAAUUUCGAACUUUUGUUAUUUUGAUUUUGAAAUGUAAUAUUGUUAUUUUGUGCUCAUUUCCUUGUGUUAUAAAUCAUCGACUAUGUAUAGAACAUUUUGUAUUUUGUUUGAUAAUGGUAGAAAAGUUAUGUUCUUAAA